UAAAUUUGAAAACCAAAAACGUAAAUAAAUUGAAGCAAAAGCUUACAAUAAAACAUUUGUGUGUACAACAUUUAAUUAAUAUAAUCGGCAUUAUUUUGACUCAUCAUUUGUGGGCAAAGUUGCCUCGCACUUAAUUUAGUUUGUCAACAAAAACGUAACAAAAGGAGCAACCAACAUGGCGACCAUUAAGCUGUUUAUUAUUGUUUUGCCCUUCUUGCUGACAUGCACAAAGGCUGGCGAAUCCAUUGAUACUCGUGAAGGUGCAGAUUUAAUACUUAAAUGCCGCUUUACUGAACACUACGAUUCAAAGGAUUUCACAUUCUAUUGGGCACGUUGGACAUGUUGUCCGACACAAUUUGAGAAUGUCGCCAUUGGAGACGUUCAAUUAAAUUCGAAUUACAGAUUGGACUUUCGACCCAGUCGUGGCAUUUAUGACUUACAAAUUAAAAAUACAUCAUACAAUCGCGACAAUGGCCGUUUCGAGUGUCGCAUCAAGGCCAAAGGUACAGGUGCAGAUGUUCAUCAGGAAUUUUACAAUUUGACAGUUCUGACACCACCCCAUCCGCCCAUAAUAUCACCCGGCAAUAUUGCCGUUGCUACCGAAGACAAACCGCUCGAAUUGACAUGCAGCAGCAUUGGCGGUUCGCCAGAUCCAAUGAUAACUUGGUAUCGUGAGGGCAGUACAGUGCCACUACAGUCGUACAUUUUGAAAGGCGGUUCAAAGAAUCAUUAUACGAAUGCUACGUUGCAGAUACUACCAAGGCGGGUUGAUGAUGGCGCCAAAUACAAAUGCGUCGUUUGGAAUCGUGCCAUGACCGAGGGUCAUACACUGGAAACAACUGUCGCCCUGAAUGUGAACUACUAUCCACGAGUUGAAGUUGGUCCGCAAAAUCCCCUGCGUGUUGAACGCGAUCAUGUCGCCAAAUUGGACUGUCGUGUGGAUGCAAAACCAAUGGUUUCGAAUGUAAGAUGGACUCGAAAUGGCCAAUAUGUCAGCACAACACCCGUCCACACAAUAUAUCGGGUAAAUCGUCAUCAUGCUGGUAAAUACACGUGUGCAGCUGAUAAUGGUUUGGGAAAGACUGGAGAAAAAGAUCUUAUUCUUGAUGUUUUAUAUCCACCCAUUGUGAUAAUUGAGACAAAAACUCACGAAGCAGAAGAGGGCGAAACGGUGUUAGUACGUUGCAAUGUUACCGCCAAUCCUCCACCCAUAACCAUUGAAUGGUUGAAAGAAGGGGCCUCAGACUUCCGUUUCAUGGGAGAACUGUUGACUUUGGUGUCAGUGAGAGCUGAACAUGCAGGCAACUACAUUUGUCGGGCAGCCAAUCUCAUGCAGCCUUAUGGCACCAAGAGAGUUGAAGGUGUAGGGAAUUCCACGGUGGCAUUAUUGGUGCGUCAUAGGCCAGGUCAGGCCUACAUAACUCCAAAUAAGCCGGUGGUACAUGUGGGCAAUGGUGUGACAUUAAGUUGCUCGGCUAAUCCUCCAGGUUGGCCAGUGCCGCAAUAUCGUUGGUUCCGUGACAUGGACGGAGAGUUUAGCAACACGCAAAAGAUUCUUGCCCAAGGUCCUCAGUACUCGAUUCCCAAAGCCCACUUGGGUAGUGAGGGAAAAUAUCACUGUCAUGCUGUCAAUGAAUUAGGCAUAGGCAAAAUGGCCACCAUAACUCUAGAAGUACACCAGCCGCCACAGUUUCUGGCCAAAUUACAACAGCACAUGACACGUCGUGUGGGUGAUGUAGAUUAUGCAGUGACUUGUAGCGCCAAGGCGAAACCUGCUCCCAUCAUAAGAUGGAUUAAAGAUGGCACUGAAAUUCUUCCAGGUCGCAAAAUGUAUGAUAUACGCACUACACCCACCGAAACAACCAAUGGCGUGGUCACAGUCCAGAGUAUUCUCAAAUUUAGAGGGAAAGGCCGCCCAAAUGGCAAUCAAUUGGUACCGUCCGAUCGUGGUCUGUACACCUGUCUCUAUGAAAAUGAAGUAAACUCAGCCAACUCCAGCAUGCAUUUACGCAUUGAACACGAACCAAUUGUUUUGCAUCAAUACAACAAAGUAGCCUAUGAUGUGCGUGAAUCGGCUGAAGUCAUUUGUAAGGUGCAGGCUUAUCCCAAGCCAGAAUUUCAGUGGCAGUUUGGUAACAAUCCAUCACCUCUUACCAUGUCCUCAGAUGGUCAUUAUGAGAUCAGCACUAGAGUGGACAACAAUGAUAUUUACACCUCGAUAUUGAGAAUAAAUCACCUUUCACACUCCGACUAUGGUGACUAUGCCUGUCGAGCUGUCAAUCCUCUAGACACUAUACGCACACAAAUCCGUUUGCAGCCUAAAGGACCACCAGAGAGACCUACAAACUUGAAGGUAUUAGAAACUGCUCACAAUUUCGUUAUACUCAGUUGGAUACCCGGCUUCAAUGGUGGCAUGUUGAGCACAAAAUUCUUAGUAACAUAUCGAAGAGUACCCACACCUCGCGAACAAUUGCUGUCUGAUUGUGGUGCUGUGCAUGCCUUUGCCUCCAGCAGUGGCAUGAGCUCACCUGAAUGGCUAGAGUUUGAUUGUUUCCGUGAUAAUCCCUGCAAAGUUGCGCCGCUGGAUCAACAUCAAUCGUACAUGUUCAAAAUCUACGCCCUUAAUGCCAAAGGCAGCUCCGGCUACUCCAACGAAGUGUUGGCCACAACAAAAGUCAGCAAAAUACCACCACCCCUUCAUGUCACCUAUGAUCCAAAUUCUCAUAUUGUUGGCAUUAAUGUGGCUGCAACUUGUCUUUCACUAAUUGCAAUUGUCGAAUCGCUAGUCAACCGUGCAUCACCCAUGGCCACAUGGGAAAUUGUUGAUACUGUAACAUUGCUGCCAUCCGGCAACGAAGCCACAUUCAAAGAAACAACAAUUAAUCAUAUUGCACAAAGAACGCACUACAGUAUGACAGGCGGUCGGUCGAUGAGUCAUGCAGAGGAUAUAACAUUGGCAUUGGCGGAAAAUAAGCAGGGUCCAUCAGUGCGUGUCAAAUUGUGUUUGCGUUCUAAUCACGAUCAUUGUGGAGAAUACACAAAUGCCGAAAUUGGAAAAUCAUAUCUACCCGAAACGUCAAGUUUAACAACGUCUACUAUAGUGGCGAUUGUUAUAGCAACCGUUGCAUUCCUGCUCUUUGCUGGCUUCUCGAUAAUGCUGUGUCGCUGUAGGCGUUCAACAACAUCUGCAAAGAAAUCUGCCGCAAAUACUGCCAAAGAAUACGACCUAGAUUCGGGUCGACCAUCGAUUGUUGCCCAAACCAGUGGGCAGCAGCCACCACCACCGCCCUACUAUCCCACAGGCAGUUUAGAUAGUAAAACACUUGACGCUCAUUCCAUGGAGUUGACACUCACUGCCGUCCAGGAUAGCGACGACCAAUUACUCCAGCAACAACAUCAGCAACAGCAGCAAACACAAUGUUCCACCCAAAAGUCUUCUGCGAAUUCAUUGUAUGGUACACAAAACGGAUACGGUUAUCAUAUGACAAGUGCCAUCGGUGUCGAAGGGGACAGCUAUCAAGUGAUACCAUCGUCCGGACUUCAUACAUUAGCAGGCGGUGCAGAGUGGUCAUCAAUGCAUUAUCCAACGUCCGAAAAUAAUUACACAAAUUCAAAUAGUAUAUCAGCCAGUAUUGGUAGUAAUCAGGAUACACUGUGGCGCAUGAAAAUGUCAGCAGCAACUGCACAUGCAGCUGCAGCUAUGCACCAACAGCAGCAACAACAACAGCACCAACAACAUCAACAUCCGGCUACACAGAUUUAUAUUGAAAGACCACCAUCUGCAUUCAGUAGCUGUGGUGGCAGUGAUCCGCUAACACAGUAUGUUGUCGAUUAUGUCGGAUAUCCGGUGCCACCACCGCCGCAUAUAACAUCGGUGGCAGCAUCCGGCAGUCAACACAGUUUUCAAAGUGGCAGCCACAAUGCGUCAAGUAUAGCAAACACCACCUCAAACUCCACCACCUCCAGCUCAACGGGCAGCAGUAAUAGUAGUCAAAGAUAUGAGAAGAAACUCUCCGAAUCAUCCUCAAAAUCACCCCAACAACAGCAACAUCAGCAGCAAAAUCACCAGCAUCAGCCACCACAACCCACCCAACGAUAUGGCACAUUGAAAAAGUCCAAACAACAUACGCAGCAACACACAUCUGCAACAGCAACAACAGCGGACCAACAACAUUUGGCUGACAUCAUACAAGAUGUGGAAAAUUAAAAAAAAGAAAAGCAAAACACGUGUUGGUUGGUAACCACUCAAUAUGGUAAGAAUAUAAAAUAGAGGCAAGAAACAACAAAAAAAUAAAAAAACUGUAUUGUGAAAUUUGAAAAAUUGUCAUCAUUAAUUAGCAUUAGAAAUUACAAUGUAGUUAAAUUUAAUUACUUAUUUGUAUAAUUAAGUUUACAUUCCAUAAACUAAAUUUAAUUAGAAAGAAUAGGAAUACAACAAAAA
Molecule: messenger RNA, 4441 nt
Organism: Calliphora vicina (urban bluebottle blowfly)
Lineage: Eukaryota; Metazoa; Arthropoda; Insecta; Diptera; Calliphoridae
Gene: fred
Product: friend of echinoid
Exons: 8
Coding region: 176-4207 (1343 amino acids)
Biological process (GO): cell-cell adhesion
Cellular component (GO): plasma membrane; cell-cell junction
Molecular function (GO): cell adhesion molecule binding
Source: RefSeq, a predicted model, not a curated record